This is a messenger RNA of Verticillium dahliae VdLs.17, 1662 nucleotides long. RefSeq lists its product as uncharacterized. Lineage: Eukaryota; Fungi; Ascomycota; Sordariomycetes; Glomerellales; Plectosphaerellaceae. The record is from RefSeq and is a predicted model, not a curated record. The transcript is spliced from 3 exons. The coding region runs from base 1 to 1662 and encodes 553 amino acids.
AUGCCUUCCCGCAGUGCAAAACGCCUGCAGGCCAGGCCGGAUGGCAACAUCUCGCGCCGAGGAAUCAUUGGCGACAUCUUGAAUGGACCCAAGUCGCUCGUUGAAGGAAUCCUUAAUCCAGGGGCGGCCACGACUUCCACCUCUCAAGUUGCGCCAUCACCGACAACAAAGCCUGCAGAGACUCCCAGGACUCAGGCCCCGAAGCCAACAUCCGCUCCCAAGGCAACAUCAACCCCAACUCCAAAGCCGACGCCGACUCCAGCGCCCAUUCAAGCUGGUCCUAGUCCUACGACUGAGAAGGCCCAAACAGUUGUCACAACAAAGCAAGUCGUAACAGUGCCAGAUCCUGCACCGGUGCCCUCUUCUACACCAUCUCCUACUCCACUACCAGUCAUGACUGCUCAACCUCAGGAACAUCCUCAGGCACCUUCAUCAUCAUCAUCAUCAUCAGCGUCACCUAUAAUCACAGCCGAGCCCGAGGAAGCGCAUCUCAGUGUGGGUGUGCCAACAGAUCUAUUCCGUGAAACUUCAACAAUACCUUCAACAACGAGCACCUCUAUCUCUCCUAAAACUACAUCUACGGCUGGUGAGCCAGCACAGGCUCCAAGUACCAGCUCUCAGGAUGACGGUAACUCCAACCUUCCUUUCAAACUUGCCCUAGGUUUUGGCAUCACUUGUAAGUCAACACCUACCGGCGAUGUUGAAGAUAUAGCUGAUAGCCAGGCAGUUGGUGUUCUUGCCCUUGUGGCUCUUUUCUUAUUCCUCUGGCGUCGAAGACGCCAAAGACGCCUAUCAUUUGCUCAACUACCUAAUAAUGCACAUCCCUACGACAAGAAGCCUCCUUUACCACCCCUAAAUGAUGCUUCUGCCGACCCUGAAGCCGGUUACGAGUACUAUCAUGAACACCAUCACUACCACGAAUUUCAAGAUCAGCCCUCGCAGUUUGAUCGCGAAGCCACUACAGCUGCAUGGGCCCAACACAGCCCUCCACCCCCUGAACCCGAGAGCGAGACCGGCAUCAUCAAAAUCUUCCGCUGGCCUACCCUCUCAACACGGUCGACCAUGCGAUCGACAAUGCGAUCAACCCUUAGCAGCUCGAAUAAUGAGCAGUACAGCACACAGUCUGGCAAGCUCAAGCCGAGCUCCUCGCGUGCUUCAAGGAGCACAAUCUCGACAAUGCUGCGCAAAUCUCGCCGUGACAUUGCGGGAAGAGCGGAGACGGCGAACGCCGCACUAGAAGCAGCGGCGCUUGAGGAGAAGAUGAGAAUGAUGGACGCCGACUCGCCACAGCCCAGUCCCAUUCCCAGCCCCAACCCACUUACCAGCUGGCCCGAGCCUUUAGUGCUGCCGCAACAGAAGGUCAAGCCUACGGAACUGCCACCACCGGGAAUUCGCAGGAAGCCAGUUCAGAAGCAGAGGCAAAGCCUCGCCAGGCAGAGUCUCGCCAAGCAGAGGCAGAGCGUCGCAAGCAUAGCAAGUUCGGGGGGUGCGAGCAUUGCAAGCAGCAUGCUUCAACAAGGAUGUCGUAUCCUCGGUCGCGAACUACCACAGAAAUGGCCUGUCGUUGGCACAGGUGUGAGACCAAGACGAAGGACUGCGGCCCAACUAGAGCCCCUGCAGAGCCCCUGUAGCGCCCCUUCAAGCCCGAGCGCAGGCCCCUGA